Messenger RNA from Leishmania mexicana MHOM/GT/2001/U1103, 1185 nucleotides. RefSeq names its product putative fatty acid desaturase. The transcript has a single exon. NCBI's taxonomy places the organism in Eukaryota, Euglenozoa, Kinetoplastea, Trypanosomatida, Trypanosomatidae. Bases 1 to 1185 code for a protein of 394 amino acids. Gene Ontology annotation, biological process: lipid metabolic process. Gene Ontology annotation, molecular function: oxidoreductase activity. The record is from RefSeq and is a predicted model, not a curated record.
AUGAGGUCCGUGCUCAAGGCGGGGCGCGAGGAGGACGUGGACGUGGUGGUGCCACCGAAGGAGCUUACCAUCAAGCAGAUCCAGGACCAAAUCCCCGCCAAGUACUUUGAGCGCUCGGCGGUGUGGGGCAUGUACUACGUCUUCCGCGACAUCUUCCAGGUCCUGGCGCUGUACUUCAUCAUGUAUCGUGCAGUGAUGCCGGUGCUGACUGCCUUCGGGGGCGCUGUGUAUGGUGUGGCUGGCGCGAACAUCGUCAGCUGGACCGUCGUCGGCGCCGUGAAGUUUGCCGCGUGGACCGUGUUCGGAGUAGCCCAGGGCCUCAACGGCUUCGCUAUUUUUGUGCUCGCACACGAGUGCGGUCACCAGGCCUUCAGCUCGUACCGCUGGCUGAACAACGCCGUGGGGCUGCUGCUCGACUCGGCCAUCCUCGUCCCGUACCACAGCUGGCGCAUCAGCCAUGGCAACCACCACAAGCACACAAACCACCUCACCAAGGACACGGUGUUUGUGCCACGCAAGGAGCAGCGUGUGAUUGACCUGGUCGAGGAGACGCCGCUGGUGAUGCUGUGGAAUAUGAUUGUCAUCUUCACGUUUGGCUGGCCAGCGUACCUCUUAGCCAACAUCGCAAGUCAGGACUACGGUCGCCGCACCAGUCAUUUCGAGCCUUCGUCGCCGCUCUUCAACAAGGAGGACGGGCCCGACGUCGUGCUCUCCAACAUCGGCAUCGUGGCUGCGCUCUUCAUCUUGGGUCUCUGCACCUACCAGUACGGCGCCUGCAACGUCUUCUGCUGGUACGUCGUGCCGUACCUCUGGACAAAUUUCUGGCUGCUCUACGUCACCUACCUCCAGCACUCCGACCUGCGCAUCCCGCACUACGCGCAUGCGCACUGGACGUUUGUGCGCGGCGCCAUCGCCACCGUCGACCGAGACUACGGCUUCAUCAUCAAUGAGUGGCUGCACUACAUCAACAACUCCCAUGUCGUGCACCACCUCUUUAGCCAGAUGCCCUUCUACCAUGCGAUCGAGGUGACGCGCCACCACAUCAAGGACAUCAUCGGCGACGCCUACGUCACGGACAGUCGCUCCCUUGUCGAGAUGCUGUGCGAGACGUGGAGAGAGUGUCGCUACGUUAUCCCGUCCGAGGGCAUCAGCGUGUUCUACGCCUUCACCGGGAAGGGCGCGUAA